Messenger RNA from Plectropomus leopardus (leopard coralgrouper), 1779 nucleotides. RefSeq names its product un-named sa1261. Gene Ontology annotation, molecular function: protein serine/threonine kinase activity; ATP binding. Gene Ontology annotation, biological process: protein phosphorylation. Lineage: Eukaryota; Metazoa; Chordata; Actinopteri; Perciformes; Serranidae. The record is from RefSeq and is a predicted model, not a curated record.
CAGCCGGGAGACUGUGACAGACAGCGGCGGUGCAGACAACCGGAGGCUCCUGCUUCGUUUAAACACCGUGAAGAAGAAAAAGCAAACAGUUUGAAGGAUCUGUUUCCUCUUUCGGCGAGACAGUCAGGUGUCUGGAUGGACUGACAGAUUGCAUGCGGCGCAGUACAAAAGGAACAUCCGUCUCCAGACCAGACCCUCGGCCCCAGCCCGUCUCUCCAACACAAUGAACUCCUCACCCCACGUCUCCCGCGCCUCCAUCGACAUCCUGGAGGAACUCCAGCUGAUUGCUGCACAGAACCUGGAAAAACUGGACAUCAAUAAAUACUACGAGGUUGUCUGUGAGCUGGGAAAAGGCACCUAUGGAAAAGUGGACCUGGUCAUCCACAAAAUCAGAGGCACAAAAAUGGCCCUGAAGUUUCUGAGGAAGAAGACCACCAAGCUGAAGAGCUUUCUGAGAGAGUACAGCAUCUCCCUCUACCUGUCGCCCUGCCCCUUUAUAAUCAACAUGUACGGAAUCGCCUUUGAAACAGACGAGUACUAUAUCUUUGCUCAGGAGUAUGCUCUGGCAGGAGAUCUGUUUGACAUCAUCCCUCCACAGGUGGGUCUACCUGAGACAGUGGCCAAGCGCUGCGUCCACCAGGUGGCCAUCGCCCUGGACUACCUGCACUGUAAGAAGCUGGUCCACAGAGACAUCAAACCUGAGAACAUCCUUAUUUUUGACAAAGAGUGCCGGAAGGUCAAGCUGUCAGACUUUGGCAUGACGCGGCGAGCCGGCUCUCCCGUGAAGCGCGUCAGCGGCACAAUACCGUACACUGCGCCGGAGCUGUGUGACACCUCAAGACAUGAGGGCUUCUGCGUGGACUACAGCACAGACGUGUGGGCGUUUGGCGUGCUGCUUUUCUGCAUGCUGACGGGAAACUUCCCCUGGGAGAAGGCAAUGCCGAAUGAUGCUUUCUACGAGGAGUUUGUGCGCUGGCAGCGCCGCCGGACGGGCACGGUGCCGUCACAGUGGCGGCGCUUCACUGAUGAUGCUCUACGAAUGUUUCGUAGGCUCCUGUCCAUUGAGCAGGAGCGCCGCUGCUCCGUAAAAGAAGUCUUCAGCUACUUUAACCAGUGCUGGAUGUUGGACACGGAGAAUGGGAACAGCAGCAGUUUGGCGAGUGCUGCGCCUCCUCUGGACAUCAGCUCGUCCUCAUCCGAAGAGGACGUAUUAGUGGACAGACUGAAGCAGCACAGCUUGUCGCCUGCUUGUGUGGUGGCAAAGGGGGGCAUCAUGAUGGACACCCACUACUCCUCCAUGUCCACCAACAGUUCGCCAUCCUCCACAGGAAGUUAUGAGCGCACCAACAGGGAAAACAACGAAAGAGGGCGCAUCUUGGUGGCAACACCCAUCGAGAUUUGCGUGUAGAGGUGGUUUAUCCUGCGUUUCAGGCUGUCUGCUCACACGUGAAGCUGCUAUAGGCUGAGGAGGAAGAUUACUCCGACUGAGGAAGAGAAAGGAGGAAAGUGUGGCGACUGGUGCUUAGCGUCAGGAUCAACACUCUGACAUACGUUGUAGCUUCACUGCGGAUUUACUCAUUUCUGAUGAAGAGGAGCUCUGAGGAAAUGAGCGGAGAGACGAUCACAAGCCUCCUGUAUGUGGUUUAUACUUCAGAUCGUGAAAUGAACUCAGCGGAUGACCUGUAAAGAAAAGAAAAGCAAACAAAACAUAAGUAAUCUCAAGCAAUAUAUUCAGAAAAUUGGAAUAAUCCAGUCACUGCAAAAACAAUCCGCAGAAAA